AUGGAUCUUUUUCCCAAGCAGAAAAAAAUAUCUCCGCAAAAUAUUGUACUCCGUUUAGAUCGCAGACAAAUAUACGCGUACAAAUAUCCGGGGACGCACUUUCAUACAGCGAGACAAUUUUAUCAAAACGUUUUUCCUAAUUUCACCGUCAUCAACAUUGAAAAACCGCCAUGUUUUUUGAGAAAAUUUAGUCCGGACGGCAAAUAUUUCAUAGCGUUCUCCGCCGAUCAGACUUGCUUAGAAAUUUAUUUUUAUCGCGGACCAGCCGCCGCCGCCGAUUUACUUAAAAAUUGCGAGGAAAAAGAAGACGAACGUCUUCGAUACGAAGUUAAAAGCAAGAUGUUCGAAAAAUUUUUCACUUUGAAAAAUCGCGUAGUCGUAUCGAAAGGUUCGGAGCAACUUAACAGAGAGUGCAGUUUAUUUACCGAGGACGGUAGAUACGUUAUUAUUGGAUCGGCUUCUUUUAUACCCGAAGAAAUAAGACCGCACUUUUAUGAAAUUUAUACCAGCAACGAAUCGGUAACGCCUAAUUUACAAUCACCUUUAGAAGAUUACACCCUUUAUUUGGUCGAUUUACAGUUAGGUAAACUUUGCGAUACUAGAAAAUUUAAAGUGGACAAAAUAUUUUUGUCGCACAAUCAAGGUUUGUACCUUUAUAAAGACACUUUGGCAGUUCUGUCGGUGCAGCAUCAGCUGAUAUACAUUUUCCAGAUAUUAGACGGGAUGUUUGUGGAUAUUAAGAAAAUAGGAAGAUUUUGCUACGAAGACGAUUCCUAUAUAUACAAUUCAGUGUUUCCUUACGAAAGGGCAUUCAGAGAGACUUGUAUCAAUUCUCUAAAACAUAGGUUACUUACUUUUUUGUAUAAACGUGCGGCCGCCUUAAGUGCUAGAAAUAAUAACCCGACCGAGUUGAGAAAAUUCUAUCAUUAUUUCGGAAAUUUCGUUUCGUUGAAGAUGUGGAAGAUGCAGCUUCUAAAUGAAAAUACGCUGUUCAUAAAAUACGCGAGCGAAGAUGUGGUCACCUUAAAAUCAACAGACGUCAAUAGUCAACCGCAGUUUUUAGCUGUUUACGAUAUAAAAUCCAGCAACAUUUUAGCUGUAUACGAAAAUUCGUCUAAAGAACUUUUAAAUCUGUUCGAAAACUUCGGCGAUUUGUUUCGAAAUGCUAAUAUUUAUAACGAAACUCCAUUCACUUGUAGUCCUUCGAAUAAUUUGUUCGCUAGAUUACUUCAAAAACGUUUCAAACAAACGAUAAUAAACGCCAAAUUUGGCGGAAAAACUGAAGCUAUUAAAAGACUUUUAGCUCAAUUACCGAUAAGCGCUCAAUCUUAUAGUUGUUCCCCUUAUUUAGAUUUAUCCUUAUUCAGUUACGACGAAAAAUGGGUGUCUGUAAUGGAACGCCCUAAAGCUUGCGGCGAACACCCCAUCAGGUUUUAUUCUAGAGAUUCCGGAUUUUUGCGGUUCAAAAUAUGCGCCGGUGUUUUACGAUCUACGACUCCUAGUGUGAGAAAAUUGGUAGCUUUCACUUUUCAUCCUACCGAUCCUUUCGCUAUAUCGGUUCAACGAGCAAAUGCUGAAUAUAUUGUUAAUUUUCAUAUACGACAUGAUUGUACUUCGGUCGAUGAAGAUGGAGAAAGUCAAUAUCUGUUGAAUUUUCUUUAG
Molecule: messenger RNA, 1662 nt
Organism: Diorhabda sublineata
Lineage: Eukaryota; Metazoa; Arthropoda; Insecta; Coleoptera; Chrysomelidae
Gene: abo
Product: DET1 homolog
Exons: 1
Coding region: 1-1662 (553 amino acids)
Biological process (GO): positive regulation of proteasomal ubiquitin-dependent protein catabolic process; protein ubiquitination
Cellular component (GO): nucleus; cullin-RING ubiquitin ligase complex
Molecular function (GO): ubiquitin protein ligase binding; ubiquitin-like ligase-substrate adaptor activity
Source: RefSeq, a predicted model, not a curated record